AUGGCCGACGCAGAGGAAAAGGCCCGCAAGGAGAAGAUUGCUGCGGCCAAGAAGCGCGUUUGUGUUGAGGAAAUGAAGAAGAAGAAGAACAAGAAGGCCACUGCAACCAAGCAAACAAAGCCAGAAUCAGCCGAAAGCCCUGCGCCCGAAUCCGCCGCAGAAAAGGCCGACGUUACCCCUGCAAGCGACAAGAAAGCUACUAAAGAACCGGUCGAGAAGCAGACAGAAGACAAGCCACAAGAGCCGCCUGCCAACAAAGCAGAGAAGCCGCUCAAGAUUGAAACGAAAGAGGAAGACGAUAGCGAUAGUGACAGCGACAGCGACAGCGAAAGUGAUGAUGAUGAUAACUCGCCUUCAGCUACGCCCUCACUGGCUCAGCAGUCGAAGCUGAGAUCUACAUCAUUCCGCGCCGGCGCUAUUGCCACUGGAGGUGCUGCGUCUCCCAGCCCUUUCAGCCCCGACGGAGAAACUGCGCCAGAUAUCUACAGAAAGCAUAUGGCCCGAAUUGAAGAGCUGGAGAACGAGAACAAGCGAUUGUCUAAAGAGGCCUCAGACUCGGAAAAGAGAUGGCAGAAGGCUGAAAACGAAUUAGCUGACAUCCGUGAGGCCGAUGGUGAAGAAGGCGGAAAGGCAGGCGGCCAUGAAGAUGGCCUCUUGGAUAGCUUGAAAAGUCAGGUCGCCGCACUCCAACGUCAAAACACUCAACUUCAACAACAAGUCUCGCGCGGGCCUGGACAUGGCCACCGUCCGUCCGUAUCGAUGGCCUCACCUCCAGCAGACCUUAAAGCUGAACUGGAGGCCAAGACAGCAACUAUCGAAUCUAUGGAAAUUGAGAUUUCAAAACUUAGAGCACAGGCUGAGCGCCACGCUAGUGGUUCAUCGUCCGAAAAGGAACAAGUUACUGCUCUUGAGGAUAAGCUCGCACGUGCUGAGGCUGCUGCCGGAAAGGCGCAGCGCGAGCUCCAGGAUAUCAAACGCAACCUCGAGAGAACAGCAGAGAAGGCGGUUCGCGAAGGUAGCGAACGAACGAGUGCUGAAACCAAGGUCAAAACACUUGAGCAGGAACUUAUGGAAGUAAAGAACGCACGCAGCGAGCUGGAGAAGAAGGUUGAAGCCUUGGAUAAAAAGGCGUCAACUCUUACUACAUUACACAAGGAUCAAGAUUCUCGUUUGCAAACAAUCAAAAAGGAGAAGGAGAAGGCGGAACAUGACGUCGCCGAACUGCAGGUCAAGGUCGAGAAGCUCGAAAGUGAGAAUACAAAACUCAAAAGCCGCAAGUCAAUGGAGGGAGGUGGCGGGCUGGACGACGAGGGGGUGGAUGAGCUUGAGGACGAGGAACGACAGAAGCUUGAGAGAAAGAUUCGUGCUCUCGAGAGUGAGGUUCAUGAGCUUCGGAGUGGCGCUUGGAUUGGCAAGCGUCGCGAAUUGGAGGCAACUAGUCCGGGCUUCCAAGACGUUGACCUACACACUGGAAAUCCCCUGUCUCCAAGUCACCGUAGGAAGUCUGGCCCCGGGGGUAUCGGCGACUUCUUCACAAGUGGUCUGAAUGCCCUGGCUGGAGGCGGCGACGAUGAGUUCCUCGAGGAUGACGAUAUGGACUUUGAUGAGGAUGCGUUCCGCAAAGCCCAAGAGGAAGAGUCUAAGAGACGGAUCGAGCGGAUCAAGGAGAUCAAGCGAUCGCUUAAGCACUGGGAAGGAUGGAGACUGGAUAUUGUGGAAAACAGAAGAGGUGGCAAUGAAGGUGUCGGUGAGAUAUUUGACGUAUAA
Fusarium sp. VM40 is the source of this 1767-nucleotide messenger RNA. The record is from the annotation of a GenBank genome assembly. Lineage: Eukaryota; Fungi; Ascomycota; Sordariomycetes; Hypocreales; Nectriaceae.